Aspergillus bombycis is the source of this 351-nucleotide messenger RNA. RefSeq names its product FKBP-type peptidyl-prolyl cis-trans isomerase. Lineage: Eukaryota; Fungi; Ascomycota; Eurotiomycetes; Eurotiales; Aspergillaceae. The transcript has 6 exons. The record is from RefSeq and is a predicted model, not a curated record. Bases 1 to 351 code for a protein of 116 amino acids. Gene Ontology annotation, molecular function: peptidyl-prolyl cis-trans isomerase activity.
AUGGGUGUCGAGAGAAAGAUCAUCACCCGCGGUAGCGGCCCCUCGCCUGCUUCCGGCGACAAGGUCUCGAUCCACUACACCGGCUGGAUCUACGACGCUAAGAAGGCCAACAAGGGCUUCCAGGGCAAGCAGUUUGAUAGUUCUAGAUCGCCGGGUCGUGGCCCUUUGAGUGUGCAGAUUGGGACUGGAAAGGCUAUCAAGGGCUGGGAUGAGGGUGUCAUGCAGAUGAGCCUGGGCGAGAAGUCCACUCUGACUAUUACUCCGGACUAUGGCUACGGUGACAAGGCUGCUGGCAAGAUCCCUGCAAACUCUACCCUCAUCUUCGAGGUUGAGCUUCUUAAGAUCAACUAA